CCCCUGCUCCCGGCGCUCCUCCUCGCAGUCUCCGGCUCCCCUCGCUCCCAGUCUCUCCCUCCUCGGGCGCUGCCUGCUCGGGGCUGGGGGAGGGAACGCGCUGCAGGCUGCAGCCGCAGGACCCCACUGCCCCCCAUGGCUCUCCUGGCCUUGGUGGGGGUCGCACUCCUCCUGGAGGCCCCUCUAUGCUGGGGGGCAGCCACGCCCACCCCCUCCCUGCCGCCUCCCCCCACCAAUGACAGCGACACCAGCUCCGGGGGCUGUGAGGGUUCCAACCGCUGCCAGCCGGGGGUCCUGCUGCCCGUGUGGGAGCCCGACGACCCGUCGCUGGGCGACAAGGCAGCCCGGGCGGUGGUGUACUUUGUGGCCAUGGUCUAUAUGUUCCUGGGCGUGUCCAUCAUCGCCGACCGCUUCAUGGCGUCCAUCGAGGUGAUCACCUCGAAGGAGAAGGAGAUCACUAUCACCAAGGCCAAUGGCGAGACGAGCGUGGGCACCGUCCGCAUCUGGAACGAGACCGUGUCCAACCUGACGCUCAUGGCCCUGGGCUCCUCGGCGCCUGAGAUCCUGCUGUCCGUCAUUGAGGUGUGUGGCCACAACUUCCAGGCGGGCGAGCUGGGGCCCGGCACCAUCGUGGGCAGUGCCGCCUUCAAUAUGUUCGUGGUCAUCGCUGUGUGCAUCUAUGUCAUUCCGGCCGGCGAGAGCCGCAAGAUCAAGCACCUGCGUGUCUUCUUCGUCACCGCCUCUUGGAGCAUCUUCGCCUACGUCUGGCUGUACCUCAUCCUCGCCGUCUUCUCUCCGGGCGUGGUCCAGGUGUGGGAGGCGUUGCUGACCCUCAUCUUCUUCCCGGUGUGCGUGGUGUUCGCCUGGAUGGCGGACAAGCGGCUGCUCUUCUACAAGUACGUGUACAAGCGCUACCGCACCGACCCGCGCAGCGGCAUCAUCAUCGGAGCCGAGGGCGACCCGCCCAAGAGCAUCGAGCUGGACGGCACAUUCGUGGGUGCCGAGGCGUCGGGCGAGCUGGGGAGCCUGGGCGCGGGCCCGGCCGAGGCGCGGGAGCUGGACGCGAGCCGCCGCGAGGUCAUUCAGAUCCUCAAAGACCUCAAGCAGAAGCACCCGGACAAGGAGCUGGAGCAGCUGGUGGGCAUCGCCAACUACUACGCGCUGCUGCACCAGCAGAAGAGCCGCGCCUUCUACCGCAUCCAGGCCACGCGGUUGAUGACCGGCGCGGGCAACGUGCUGCGGCGCCACGCGGCUGACGCGUCGCGCAGGGCGGCACCGGCCGAGGGCCCCGGUGAGGACGAGGACGACGGCGCCAGCCGCAUCUUCUUCGAGCCCAGCGUCUACCACUGCCUGGAGAACUGUGGCUCCGUGCUGCUGUCGGUGGCCUGCCAAGGCGGUGAGGGCAACAGCACCUUCUACGUCGACUACCGCACCGAGGACGGCUCGGCCAAGGCCGGGUCCGACUACGAGUACAGCGAGGGCACGCUGGUGUUCAAGCCGGGCGAGACGCAGAAGGAGCUGCGCAUCGGCAUCAUAGACGACGACAUCUUCGAGGAGGACGAGCACUUCUUCGUGCGGCUGCUGAACCUGCGCGUGGGCGACGCGCAGGGCAUGUUCGAGCCCGACGGCGGCGGGCGGCCCAAGGGACGGCUGGUGGCGCCGCUGCUGGCCACGGUCACCAUCCUGGACGACGACCACGCGGGCAUCUUCUCCUUCCAGGACCGCCUGCUGCACGUGAGCGAGUGCAUGGGCACCGUGGACGUGCGCGUCGUGCGCAGCUCGGGCGCCCGUGGCACCGUGCGCCUGCCCUACCGCACGGUGGACGGCACGGCCCGGGGCGGCGGUGUCCACUACGAGGACGCUUGCGGGGAGCUCGAGUUCGGAGACGACGAGACCAUGAAAACACUGCAGGUGAAGAUCGUGGAUGACGAGGAGUAUGAGAAAAAAGACAAUUUCUUCAUUGAGCUGGGCCAGCCACAGUGGCUUAAGAGAGGGAUUUCAGCUCUGCUGCUCAGUCAAGGGGACGGGGACAGGAAGCUAACGGCCGAGGAGGAAGAGGCACGGAGGAUUGCGGAGAUGGGCAAGCCCGUGCUCGGCGAGAACUGCCGGCUGGAGGUCAUCAUCGAAGAGUCUUAUGACUUCAAGAACACAGUGGAUAAACUCAUCAAGAAGACAAAUUUGGCCUUGGUGAUUGGCACCCAUUCGUGGAGGGAGCAGUUUCUAGAGGCCGUGACCGUGAGCGCAGGGGACGAAGAAGAGGAGGAGGACGGGUCCCGGGAGGAGCGGCUGCCUUCAUGCUUCGACUACGUGAUGCACUUCCUGACGGUCUUCUGGAAGGUACUGUUCGCCUGCGUGCCGCCCACCGAGUACUGCCAUGGCUGGGCCUGCUUCGGCGUCUGCAUCCUGGUCAUCGGGCUGCUCACCGCGCUCAUCGGCGACCUGGCCUCGCACUUUGGCUGCACCGUGGGCCUCAAGGACUCGGUCAAUGCCGUCGUCUUUGUGGCCCUGGGCACCUCCAUCCCGGACACGUUCGCCAGCAAGGUGGCAGCGCUGCAGGACCAGUGCGCGGACGCGUCCAUCGGCAACGUGACGGGCUCCAACGCCGUGAACGUGUUCCUGGGCCUGGGCGUGGCCUGGUCGGUGGCCGCUGUGUACUGGGCGGUGCAGGGCCGGCCGUUCGAGGUGCGCACCGGCACGCUGGCCUUCUCCGUCACGCUCUUCACCGUCUUCGCCUUCGUGGGCAUUGCCGUGUUGCUCUACCGGCGCCGGCCGCACAUCGGUGGCGAGCUGGGCGGCCCGCGUGGGCCCAAGCUGGCCACCACCGCGCUCUUCCUGGGCCUCUGGUUCCUGUACAUCCUAUUCGCCAGCCUGGAGGCUUACUGCCAUAUCCGGGGCUUCUAGCCGCACCUGCUGCUGUACCCUGGCCUGCGGACUCGGCCACUGCCUCCUCCUUCCCCUCUGCCCUCCCCAGCUCAUCCCCGGGACCCAGACCUCCUCACUUCCGAGUUAGUCCCUCCGCCAGACGCCUCCAGACCCGCCCCCAGGGACCACUCCUCUAGAAAACUGGACAUCUCCGCCCCACUCCCAGCCUGACCCUGUCCCACGG
This is a messenger RNA of Ochotona princeps (American pika), 3106 nucleotides long. It is a transcript of the gene SLC8A2, whose product is annotated as solute carrier family 8 member A2. Gene Ontology annotation, biological process: sodium ion transmembrane transport; cell communication; calcium ion import across plasma membrane. Gene Ontology annotation, cellular component: axon; sarcolemma; postsynapse. Bases 136 to 2901 code for a protein of 921 amino acids. Lineage: Eukaryota; Metazoa; Chordata; Mammalia; Lagomorpha; Ochotonidae. Gene Ontology annotation, molecular function: calcium:sodium antiporter activity. The transcript is spliced from 10 exons. The record is from RefSeq and is a predicted model, not a curated record.